AUGCAGAAAAAGUGGAUGUUGAGCAGUGAGCAGCUGAAGGAUGAGUACCCUGAGGAUGGCUUGGAAAGGCACAUGUACUCGGAUACUGAUGGCAAAGAGUGCCGUUUGCUUGAGUGGACUUGGGAUACAGCUUUGGCAAAUACUGCAGGGGCACGGGCAAAUAAAUGCAUUUUUGAACAUAAUGUGUACUUAAGUAAGAAACAUCAGUGCCAUCCUAAUUUCACAUCUGUUAGAGAGAGUAUUUGGGUUGGAAGUCAUCAGGCAUUCUAUGUCGUUGAUGCCAUUAAAUCAUGGUAUGAUGAGGUCAAAUUCUGUAUUUUCGCAGUGCAGAAAUGUACUAAGGUUUGCGGUUAUUGCAUUCAGGUAAUAUUUGGGACUUCAUAUAAAAUAGGCUGUGCAGUUAGUCUAUGUAUGGAGGUUGCAGAUAUACAAAAUGCAGCAUUUUUUUUUUGCAACUAUUUGCCAGAGAACCUUGAUGUUAAGUCUCCUUUAGCAGGAGAGGGGAAACCUGUCCUGGUUUUGGAGCUGGUGAUUUCCCCUUAUUUUAGAGCAAAGGACUUUAUAAUUGUUUUCUGUUUGAAACACCACCCCCCUUGGGAGUUCAGCAUUGUAUGUGAUGAGGCUUGUAUCACCCUCAUAGUUUUGAAAGCAUUGCUGAUGUUUCUUGCUUUGGUAGCUAUUAUCAAAAAAUGCUUUACAAGCAUGGGUAUGUCCACCUAA
Messenger RNA from Falco peregrinus (peregrine falcon), 720 nucleotides. RefSeq names its product glioma pathogenesis-related protein 1-like. The record is from RefSeq and is a predicted model, not a curated record. Lineage: Eukaryota; Metazoa; Chordata; Aves; Falconiformes; Falconidae.